Messenger RNA from Mytilus trossulus (common blue mussel), 2623 nucleotides. RefSeq lists its product as uncharacterized. NCBI's taxonomy places the organism in Eukaryota, Metazoa, Mollusca, Bivalvia, Mytilida, Mytilidae. The transcript has a single exon. Gene Ontology annotation, biological process: proteasome-mediated ubiquitin-dependent protein catabolic process; protein polyubiquitination. The record is from RefSeq and is a predicted model, not a curated record. Gene Ontology annotation, molecular function: ubiquitin protein ligase activity; zinc ion binding. Bases 799 to 2595 code for a protein of 598 amino acids.
GAUUACUGUCUGAAGAUCAAACAAGAUGAUACAAGGUAUAAACCACCUGAAGACAUAUAUUUUACAAUGCAAUAAUGGACAAAGUAAUUAUAUUUUAUUGCCUGAAUAAUAGAUACAUAUUUGUUAAUACAUUUAUACAGAAAUAAAAAUAAACAUCCUGGAUGUCUAUCUCUAUUGAAAUAUAUACUCUGUGGCGAUUGUGUAUCAUGGCAAACUUAUGAAUGGACCACAUCUUAACAUUCUAAUAUUACUCGGACAUUUGAUUUAGAAAGACAUUGUUCAAUUACGGGUAAUAUUUUGGGAUUUAUUUUCUUCGUGCAUGUGUUUGAAUUGAAUGAAAACUAAUAUUUACGUAUUUGUGUUUCGAUCUCUGAUGGAUUUAAAAAUCGCAAAGGAUUUUUAUUUAUCGACAACCAUUUUCAUGUGGUCAGUUGUUGUCAGUUAGACCUUUUAAGUGAAGAACAGCAAGCUCUUGCUAUAUAAAAAAAAACAAAUAAGGAGAGCAUUGAUUAAUCGAAACAAGACACUCAUUAACCCAAGGAGAAGGUUAAUAUUAUGUGACAAAUCACCUAGGAUUACAAGUACAUUAGCAUACGUACAUGUAUGACAUACACUUUCCUUCCACUUUACAUUCAAUCAACAGUGAAUAAUCAAAACUAAAAAUCAAUAGUUUGCUUUCGUUUGAAUUAAUUCGUUGGCAGUAUGUAAAACUUCUUGCACAGCACCAUGCGAGGGAGUUAAAGAUAACAGCUUUAAAGGAUCACCAAGGAUAGGUUGUCUAGAGGCUGAAUUGCCAAUAUGUCUCAAAACGGAGAAAUACAAUUGUCAUAUGCAAGUAGUGAAGAUUUGUUAAGCAGUGUCAUCAACGUUUACAGGGAACUAACUGCAGACAGGGUACACGAUGAAGACUUAUCAGAUUUAACACCGAAUCAAAUCAGAGAGAUUACUGAUUCCAGUUUGGACUUUGCUGAUAUUGGAAUGCCAAUUGAGUAUACGUUAAAUCGGCGUCUACAAAACACAGAAGCACCUAGAAUUACAGAGGAAAACAUAAUGUGCGAAUUACAUGGAGAUUGUGAACUGACACAUUUUUGCAGGAAAUGUGAAGUUCCUGUUUGUCAAUUAUGUAGACCAUCACUGAAACAUAAAGGCCACAGAACAAAACGUAUAGCAGUGGCAGUAGAGGAAAGGAAACAAGAGCUUAAUGACAAGUAUAUAAAAAUGGAACAAGAUAAGAUCAAAGCACUUCGUAGAAAUCAGGUGUUUGUUGAAAACGAAAAAUCAAAUGUCAGAGCGUCUUGCGACGAGGUUGUAGCAAGGAUUCGCCAAAGGUGUGCUUAUAUGAAAAGUGUCCUGGAUACAAUUGCAAAUAAUUUUGUUAAAGAGGUAUAUUACAAAAAGAAAAACUGCUUACAACAGUACACAAAUAUCCAGAAAGAAAUUGAGAGAGAAAUAAAAGAGGGUGAUUGUGUUCUAAAACGCAUGGUUCAUCUAUCUGAAUCACCUAACGAUCAACAGUUUUUAAAAGAUUUCAAAGACCUUAAAGAAAAGCCAAAUGUUGUUAGAAAAGUUCCAAGCGUAUGGAAGGAAUACGUCACGUUUGGUCAUGGGCGUCUUUCAGUCGAAGAGUUAAUUGACAAGUUUGGCUCGGUUAGUUUUGUACUGGCGACUGAUGGAGGAGCUUUUACUUAUGAAAGCAAACGACAACAUGGACGACUUUCGUGUAGAACUAAAACAUCCUUUAGAUGUGAAAGAAAGAAGGUUGAAACUGAUGAUGACGACCAAGGAGGGUCCAUCAACUCAAUUGUCAAACACGGGAAUAGUCUUUGGGUAAACUCCGGUCUCAAUUCAAAAAGUAUAUCAUUGGUUAAUGAAAAUGGAAAGACAACUAGGUCACUGCCUUUAGGGUUCAAAAUAGAAGACAUAACGUGUUCUAAAAACGGUGAGCUAAUCAUCUCUUCAUUUCGAGACAAAGUGAUAAGAAAAGUUUCUAAUAACGGAGUUACAAGCGAUCUAUUCAAUAUACCUUACCAUCCGAAAGGUAUAACUACAACUAAAGAUGGCGGUUAUCUCGUGUGUAUGUGUGAAAGCUAUUCUACGUCUGUAUGUGAAGACAGUCGUCGUCUUGUUGUAAAAUACACGUCCGAGGGCGACGAGGAAUGUGUUUAUGAAUAUAACGGAGAAGAAAAGCUGUUUACACGACCGUUUAGAGUAACAGAGAAUAUAAAUGGAGAUAUAUGUGUAAUUGAUAAAACUGCCAUGGGCAGUGGUCAAGUGAUAAUUUUAGACAGAACCGGACUUGUCAAAACGAUAUAUAGUGGAGAUAGACAUCAAACAAACAACGGUCAUAUUAAUAAAAUUGUAUCCAGAUUUGCCCCCUCUGACAUUGCAUGUGACAAGAACGGCCGAAUUUUUAUUGUUGAAUCUGACAAUCAUAAAGUGCACCUUUUGAAUAAGACUGGAAGUUUAAUUGGACAUUUUUUAACGAAUGAAAGUGACUUUUUCUGUCCACUUUGUAUAGCUACCGAUGAAAAUAACCAGAUCUGGAUAGGAAAUGAAUAUGGUGAAAUAAAAAUGUUUACGUGUGACUGGCAAUGAAAUAAAUGCAUGAAUACGUAUAGAUUAU